GGUGUCUUACCUACAUGAUAGGUAUGCAUACAGACAGCCCCAUAUCAGGGAUUCUUUGCAAACUUGUCAUUCAGAAGAUAGAGGAAGAGGUUCUAUUGUCCUACAUCAAACAAGUGGUCUUAAAGACAAGAGUCAUCCUAGUAUUAGAGUAAAAGGAACAGAAAAUGAAUUUGAUCCUGUUGAUUGUAAUGAUAUUCAAUGUUCUAUCAAAUCUUUUCAUAUGCAUUGCCCUUUCUGUGUUAAAACAGAAUCGUAUCAAGAUUCACGUAUUUUGAAAGCUCACUAUCAUGUUAAACAUGUUGAUAAGGGAAUAGAAUUUGGUGGACUAAAGAUUCUUCGUUGCUGUGAAAGAUGUGAUAUUGUUGGAGCAAUUAAGGAAGAAAAAAAAUUUAAAGGAGCUCAUUGGCAUUGUUUUAUAUGUAAAAAUGGAUUUAAUCGUAGAGAUGAAGCUAUAAAACAUUAUAAAACUCAUUUUCGUCACCCUUGUACUACUCUGCAGAUACAUGUUCCACAGGAAGUAAAUAAAGCAAUGGCAUUAGAAGACAAAAAAGGAUUUAAAAGAGAUGAAACAAAAUCUGCUGCAAUUCAUAUAGUUUCUGAGGCAGUAAUUACCAGUACAACACCUUUUCUAACAUCAGGAGCAGGAGUUUCAGCAGUUAUUCUAAAAAACAAUGAAGAUACCAAAGAGAUUUUUCAAGAUAAAGAAGAUCAAGGUACAUCUAUUACCACAACAUCAGAAAAUGUAUCUACUGAUAAUCAAGCAGCUAUUGUGAUAAUUCAAGAAGAUCAGUUAGCUGGAUCAUCUGGUUCAAAUACAUCCAUUAGUCAACCUAUAAAUACCAUUGAAGAUCAAGAAAUGGAAAGUAAGUGGCAACUUGGAAAAUUAGUUACUCAUUUACAAGAUCAACUAGAUCAGUUAAGAGCUGACAAAGACAAGAUGGAAAAAUCUUUAAAAUCUGAAGUUGAACAGUUGAAAGCUCAAGUACAAAAACAAACAACUGAACUUGAUUUUCUCAGAAAGAAAAAAGAAGAAAUACAAGUUAAUAUUCUAUCAAAUUCAAGAUUACAACAGAUGGUAUCUAACUUACAGAAGCAACAUACUGAAAUGUUACAUCAGCAUAUACAGCAAGUGAAACAAGAAAUUUAUCAGUCUGCUUUAAAAGAAUUUCAGGGCAUUUCAUCUUCAAGCAGUACUCGAAAUAUUUCCAACUCUACCUUAUCAUCUAAUGAUCAAACAGUUCUUGCAUUGUUUCUAGAUAAUACAACAGGAAUUGUAUCACAAACACUUCCUGUUUCACUAUCAUCAACUUCACAGACUCCAACAUUAUCUCAGUCUCCUGUUACAGAUAAUCAAGUUAUGCCUAUUUCUAUUCCAUUAUCUUUGCAGUCAACAUAUUUAUCAGAUAACUUAACUAUGUCAAGUUUAACUACAACACAGUCUAAUUCCAGUAGUCAGCCAUGUCUCACUUCAACAAAUUCUUCAAUUUUAGAUAAUAAUGACUGUCCAGUUGUGGUUAAUAGUUCAGCUAAUGUUCGAUCAUCAAAACAGAAUAAUAACUCACCAUUAUAUAAUCCUAGUCUUCCCACUGUUCAACAGUUAAUAUGUGGCAUUGCAAUAAAUAAUGGAAAAACUGAACAAGCUUCUAGUGAUAAGCUUUUAAUAGCUAUACCUUCUAACUUAUUAUCAACUCCAGUAUCCUCAAGUACAAGCAGACAGAAUACAAACAUUUCUGCAAAUCAGAAUACACUCACAUCUAUUGAUUCAGCAAUGAUACCAACAGAAACAAAUGGUUCAACUCCAAAUUCAUUUGUCACAUGCAACAGUUCAUUUACAACUUGUCCAAUGACAUUUUGUUCAGAAGCAACCAAUUUCAAUAAUACAUCUUAUAUCAUUACUGAAGGCAAUAAAUCAUGUGCAUUACAGAUGCCAGCAAAUGGAAAUCUUUCAUACUCUGAACUUAUUUCUUCACAGAUUACUGAAAAGAGAAAAAUGAGUUCAUGUAGUGGAAUGGGAAUAGAUAAAAGAAGAAAAUAAAUAGGUAUAAAUUUAAUAUAAAAUUUAUUUAUUAGUGUUGAUGGUAUAAGAAAUUAUAGAAUAUCUUCCAUAAAAUAUUUUCCAUUGCAUUUAGACUAGCUUUCUUCUAACACUUUUAUGAAUAUUGUAGAUUUGUGAUUUUACAGUAAAAUGCAAAUUGUUAUUAGUGAUUCACAUUUUGAGUGGUCAUAAUUUUUGAAAAACAAAAAAAAAUCACUUUACACAUUUAGGAUUUUCACAAUCUUUAUGUAUUUCGAUUUUUAAGGAAUCUUAAACUUUCCAACAUAGCCUUGUGUGUAUUGAUGUUUCAUUAUUUAAGAUAACUUUUAUUACUACAGUAGAACCUCGAAAACUCGGCCUAAUGUGGACCGAAGGGUGGCCGAGUUUGUGAAAAUGCCGGGUUAUCGGGAAUGGGGUUAAAAAAGGAUAAG
Molecule: messenger RNA, 2466 nt
Organism: Centruroides sculpturatus (bark scorpion)
Lineage: Eukaryota; Metazoa; Arthropoda; Arachnida; Scorpiones; Buthidae
Exons: 8
Source: RefSeq, a predicted model, not a curated record